Messenger RNA from Homalodisca vitripennis (glassy-winged sharpshooter), 2182 nucleotides. RefSeq lists its product as uncharacterized. Lineage: Eukaryota; Metazoa; Arthropoda; Insecta; Hemiptera; Cicadellidae. Gene Ontology annotation, cellular component: P-body; cytosol. Gene Ontology annotation, biological process: neurogenesis. Gene Ontology annotation, molecular function: protein binding. The record is from RefSeq and is a predicted model, not a curated record. The transcript is spliced from 9 exons. The coding region runs from base 269 to 2020 and encodes 583 amino acids.
CUAUUCUAUUCCCUGUUAAACCAAACGUCGUGAUAGUGAUUCUUCUGCUGUGAUCGUUGUGAUCGUGGUUGUUGAGUGUUGACAUCAGACUUGUUUAUUUAAUAUCUUGUCUGUGAUGUUCGUGUGGUACGAGUUGUGUGUUUGAUGUGAACUUAUCCUAACUGCAAUUUCAUUAUGCAAACCAGUUGAUAAACACAGUUCAGUGUUCAACCCUAGGACCGAUUUCAUCUAAGAAUUAUAUUUGAGUAAAAACCAAUCUGCAUUGAUCAUGAAGCGAUCGUCUUCUCCUGAUAAAUCUGAAAAUGGAGAUAAGAAAUCAAAAUCGUGCCACGAUGAAGAAGCUGGUUCAACAUCUCAAGCAAUAGCAAGUGUAAGUGAUGGUGGCGGAGGGGACAUUGAAGAUACUAAGGAACUGAGAAGCACUGGUACUCCUUCAUCUGUGGGAGAUUGUACUGUCACUGAUGAUAAAACUGUACCAACCCUCUCUGAAUCAACAUCUGAUGAUAAUGGCCAGGAAAAAGAAACUGUUGAAGAAGCUACAGGAGAAGCUAUGGAAGAAGUUAAGGAAGAAGAUACUACUGCUUCUACCACUGGAGAUGGAACAGAACAGAAAGGGAAGGAGAAGUGGGAGAGGUGGCAGCUUGUACCUACGACCACCAGACAGAGACUGAACUAUCUGCUCACCACAUCCAAGCUGAGUGACUGCACCAUUCUGGUUGGCAAACCUGACGCACAACAGGAGUUUAAACUUCACUCUGUGAUUCUGGCCAUGACAAGUCCAGAGUUAGAGGACCUGCUGUCGGACACCAGGGAGGUUGUGAUUCCUGAUGUCGAACCUGAUGUCUUCAAACAGAUACUGGAGUACAUAUAUUUGGACUAUGUAAACCUGUGGAGCGUGGAGAAGACACAAGCUCUUUACAGAGCCUCUGUAAAAUUCAAGUUACCGCACCUGUGUGAGAAGGCAGUGGAGUACAUGAUGGCCAAAAUGAAUCUGGAUAGUAUAUGGCCCAUCUUUGAUGCUGCCAUUGCCACUGACGACCAGAUACUCACUGAAGAGUGCACUAAGUUCUUCAAAAAGAACAUCAAUGAUCUGUUGAAACACCCGAAUUUCCCGAGCGUGGACCAUUCUGUGAUAACAAAGCUGGUGACAGAUGACAACCUGGGUGUUCCUGAGGCUGACCUGAUAGGCGGAGUGCUGAAGUGGGCUCACCAGAAAUGUGAAGAUUCGGAUCUGGUACCCAAUUUGGAGAACAAACGCAACAUUCUGCGUUCUGGCACCAUCAACAACCUCAGGUUCUUGGCUCUAUCUAAGGAAUAUUUCGCCAGCCAAGUGGCUUUCAGCACUAUGCGAGGGGAUGAGAGCAUUCUCACCUUGGAGGAAAGCUAUGCAAUAUUGAUGAACAUGGUGCAGCCCAACUCAUACCCGAUGCCUGAAGGUUUCAGCACAAUAACCAAGCAGAGGACUAUUGUGGAAUUGAAUAGGCUGAUAAGGAGAGUCUUCAACCCUCUCGGGAACUACCAAGUGGUCAACCCUCAGAGUCCGAGGUUGGACAAACUCACAGUUCUUCCUGGUCCAGCCCUUACUGCACCUUUUGGCUGUAAGAGUUUUUCGCUCGACCUCAUCGUCAACAAAAAUAUUACCCUUUUCGGUAUUCAAGUUCCUACUUUCUUCCCCGGGAUGAUCGUCUCAACACCAAAACUGUAUGAGGAAACUUACAUUGUUUCUAUACAAAACGCAUCUAAACCGAAUAAGCCCAUGAUAGGGUCCAUCAACUGGAGUGGGAAGGUGGCCUACAACUCUUUUGUCGACCUGCAAUUCAAAGAGAACAUCAGGUUGGAAAAGAACAGCACCUACACUAUCAUGGUAUAUACCAACAACAUGUACUACCUCAAUCAGAAGUUGUGCACUGUGGAAGAGUCAAAUGGUGUCAAGUUCACAUUGAAGGAUAGUGUCACACUAUUUGGCAAACCAGGGAAACAAGACUUUGCAUUCAUUUCUCAAAUCAUAUAUUCCCUUUAGUCGAUAUUUCCAUGUAGCCUUAGGAGUCUUUAAAGAAGUUUCCAUGUCAAAAUGAAACAAUUACAUGAACUGGCGCUGUUUGAUGCCUGAACAUUGUUUUAUAUGGAACAAUAAUAUUGACUUAGACUAGUAUAAUAAACAAUUAAAUUUUUCUACACCAAA